AUGCCUAUUAGAACCUUCAUAGAGGUGGAGCCUCCAACUCCUCUCAGAUACCUAAUCGGAGCCGCCGUAAUGAUGAUCGGAGUUGUUUUACCGGUUGGUUACAUGAUGUUCCGUAACAAACGCGUUCCUUCCUCUUCCUCCUACACCAAACAGACGAACAAGGUUUUGAUAUAG
This is a messenger RNA of Lathyrus sativus (Indian pea), 174 nucleotides long. Lineage: Eukaryota; Viridiplantae; Streptophyta; Magnoliopsida; Fabales; Fabaceae. The record is from the annotation of a GenBank genome assembly.